This is a messenger RNA of Funneliformis mosseae, 1683 nucleotides long. NCBI's taxonomy places the organism in Eukaryota, Fungi, Glomeromycota, Glomeromycetes, Glomerales, Glomeraceae. The record is from the annotation of a GenBank genome assembly.
AUGGCUGGCCGAGGACUUCCAAUGAUGCAACCCCAAAUUAUCUUGCUCAAAGAGGGAACAGAUUCUUCGCAAGGGCGCGGUCAACUUUUAUCCAAUAUCAAUGCAUGUUUGGCAGUAGUAGAUACUGUUCGAACAACUUUGGGGCCAAGAGGAAUGGAUAAAUUGAUUGUUGAUGAAAAGGGAGAAGUUACUAUUUCAAAUGAUGGGGCUACGAUUAUGAAACUUCUUGACAUUGUACACCCUGCUGCAAAAACGCUUGUUGACAUUGCUAGAUCACAAGAUGCUGAAGUUGGUGACGGAACUACAAGUGUAGUCUUGCUCGCAGGUGAAUUGUUAAAGGAAGUUAAGGGAUAUAUCGAAGAGGGUGUCAGUCCUCAUGUUAUUAUUAAGGGUUAUAGGAAGGCUGCUCAGUUGGCGAUUAAUAAAAUUAAAGAAAUUGCCAUCAAGAUUGAGCGUACUGAUGAUUCUCAAUUUCGAGAUCUUCUUUCGAAAUGUGCUAGAACUGCCAUGUCUUCAAAGCUCAUUCGCUCGCAUGAAGAUUUCUUUACAAAAAUGGUCGUUGAUGCUGUAUUGAAGCUGGACCAAGAAUUAAAUGAAAAAUUGAUUGGUAUAAAGAGAGUUCCAGGCGGUGCCAUGGAAGAUUCACUUCUCGUUAAUGGAGUCGCUUUCAAAAAAACGUUUUCAUAUGCUGGAUUUGAACAACAGCCAAAAUCCUUCAAAAAUCCUAAAAUUUUGUCACUGAAUGUUGAAUUAGAAUUAAAAGCUGAAAAGGACAAUGCUGAAGUCAGGGUCGAAGAUGUCGCUGAAUAUCAAGCGAUUGUUGAUGCUGAAUGGUCCAUCAUAUUUUCCAAACUCGAUGCUAUUGUUAAUACUGGAGCUAAAGUAGUACUUUCAAAACUACCGAUUGGUGAUUUGGCAACUCAAUAUUUUGCCGACAGAGAUAUCUUUUGCGCAGGCCGAGUACCUGCUGAAGAUCUUAAUCGUGUCGUAAGUGCAGUUGGUGGUUCAAUUCAAACCACCGUUUCUGAUAUCGCAGAAAAACAUUUAGGCACGUGUGAAUAUUUCGAAGAGAAACAAAUUGGUGGUGAAAGAUUUAAUCUCUUUCAAGGUUGUCCGGCAGCAAAAACCUGUACACUUAUUCUAAGAGGUGGCGCGGAACAAUUUAUUGCAGAGGUUGAAAGAAGUUUGCAUGAUGCAAUCAUGAUAGUAAAAAGAUGCAUCAAGAAUAAUUUGAUAGUUGCGGGUGGUGGUGCAACGGAGAUGGAAAUAUCCAAAUAUCUCCGAGAGCAUUCUCGAACCAUUGAAGGCAAACAACAAUUGAUUAUCAGCGCUUUUGCACGUGCAUUGGAAGUUAUUCCUCGUCAAUUAUGUGAUAAUGCAGGUUUUGACGCCACCGAUAUCUUGAAUAAUUUAAGAAUGAAACAUGCCCAAGGAGCUGUUUGGUAUGGUGUGGAUAUCAAUAAUGAAUCCAUUACUGAUAAUUAUGAAGCAUUUGUCUGGGAGCCUGCACUUGUAAAAACCAAUGCAAUUGCUGCAGCAGCAGAGGCAGCAUGUUUACUUUUAAGUGUGGAUGAAACUGUAAGAAAUCCGGCAUCAGAGAAACCUCAGUCUGGUCCUCCAAUGCCAAGAGGUGGAGCACAACGAGCAUUUAGAGGUCGUGGCCGUGGAAUUCCUCGUAGAUAA